This is a messenger RNA of Acanthoscelides obtectus, 378 nucleotides long. The record is from the annotation of a GenBank genome assembly. NCBI's taxonomy places the organism in Eukaryota, Metazoa, Arthropoda, Insecta, Coleoptera, Chrysomelidae.
AUGAUAGAUGUACGAUCGGGCUUAGCUAAAAAGUUCAAAGAAAAAAAUCCGGCAAUGGUUAGUACACAUUGUGUUAAUCAUCGGCAAGCUUUGGCUUUCACAACUUUGCCACAGAAUUUAUGGCAGACUUUGGACUCGGCUAUAAGGAUUGUAAACUACAUCAAGAGCAGCGCUUUGAACAGACGUUUAUUUACUUUACUUUGCGAGGAUCUCGAUUCUGAUCACGAAGUUGUUCUGUUCCACACGGAAGUACGCUGGCUGUCCAAAGGCUACAUGUUGGCUCGCCUUUAUGAAGUGAAAGAAGAGGUAAUUCUUUUUCUUGAGUUCAAAGAAAAACACGAUUUCUUGACAGUGUUCGAAGAUGACACAUUCCAGUAG